Molecule: messenger RNA, 3972 nt
Organism: Camelina sativa (false flax)
Lineage: Eukaryota; Viridiplantae; Streptophyta; Magnoliopsida; Brassicales; Brassicaceae
Source: RefSeq, a predicted model, not a curated record
AUGGGGUAUCAAAAUCAUCCUUCGGGAAGUAACUCGUUCCAUGGAGAGUUCAAGAGUUGUCACUCCAAACCGUCCAAGGGUGCUGUGGCAUCCAUGAUCAAUUCUGAAAUUGGUGCAGUUUUGGCUGUGAUGAGGAGAAAUGUACGGUGGGGUGUACGCUAUAUUGCAGAUGAUGAUCAGUUAGAGCAUUCUCUUAUCCAUUCUUUGAAAGAAUUGCGUAAGCAGAUAUUUUUGUGGCAAAGCAAUUGGCAAAAUGUUGACCCGAUACUGUACAUACGGCCUUUUUUGGAUGUUAUAUUGUCGGAUGAAACUGGGGCUCCAAUCACUGGCGUUGCUUUGUCAUCUGUCUACAAGAUCUUGACCCUUGACAUUUUUACCCUUGAAACCGUGAAUGUGGGAGAGGCAAUGCAUAUCAUAGUUGAUGCUGUAAAAAGCUGUCGUUUCGAGGUAACUGAUCCAGCCUCAGAGGAAGUUGUUCUGAUGAAGAUACUUCAAGUUCUGCUGGCUUGCAUAAAGAGUAAGGCCUCUAGUGGAUUGAGUAAUCAAGACAUUUGCACCAUCGUCAACACUUGUUUGCGUGUUGUUCAUCAAUCAAGCUCCAAAAGUGAAUUGUUGCAGCGUAUAGCUCGCCACACAAUGCAUGAGUUGAUUAGAUGUAUAUUCUCUCAGCUUCCUUCUAUCAUCCCCUUGGCUAAUGAAACUGAAUUACAUGUCAGCGAUAAGGUGGGAACAGUGGACUGGGAUCAGAAUUCUGGAGAAAGCAAAGUUGAAAAUGGAAAUAUUGCUAGUGUAUCUGAUUCUCUCGGCACUGAAAAAGAUUCUCCAAGUUCUGAGAUGGUUAUUCCAGAAGCAGAAGUUCGAAAUGAUGAAAAGAAAACUGAGGUCAACGAUGACUUGAAUGUUGCUGCAAAUGUUGAAAAUGCAAUGAUGGCGCCUUUUGGUAUUCCAUGCAUGGUAGAGAUUUUUCAUUUCUUGUGUAACCUAUUGAAUGUUGGAGAAAAUGGUGAAGUCAAUUCCAGAUCCAACCCAAUAGCGUUUGAUGAAGAUGUUCCUCUUUUCGCUCUAGGCUUAAUUAAUUCUGCUAUAGAACUUGGAGGGCCUUCUUUCCGUGAGCACCCAAAGCUGUUGAAUUUGAUUCAGGAUGAGUUAUUCUCUAGCUUGAUGCAGUUUGGUGUGUCCAUGAGCCCUCUGAUUCUUUCUACAGUUUGCAGCAUCGUUCUUAAUCUCUACCUAAAUCUUCGUACUGAGCUUAAGGUACAGCUUGAAGCUUUCUUUUCAUAUGUACUUCUGAGGAUUGCACAGAGCAAACAUGGCUCUUCUUAUCAGCAACAGGAGGUUGCUAUGGAGGCUAUGGUUGAUCUUUGCAGACAGCAUACUUUCAUGGCUGAAGUGUUUGCAAAUUUCGAUUGUGAUAUAACUUGCAGUAAUGUGUUUGAAGAUGUUUCAAACCUGCUAUCCAAGAGUGCCUUCCCAGUUAAUGGGCCUUUAUCUGCUAUGCAUAUACUUGCAUUGGAUGGGUUAAUUUCUAUGGUUCAGGGAAUGGCUGAGAGGGUGGGUGAGGAAUUGCCCUCUACAGAUGUUCCUACACAUGAAGGAUAUGAAGAAUUCUGGACAGCGAGAUGUGAGAAUUACGGAGAUCCUAAUUUUUGGGUUCCUUUUGUCCGAAAGGCAAAGCAUAUAAAGAAAAAGCUGAUGCUUGGGGCUGAUCAUUUUAACCGUGAUCCUAGAAAAGGCUUACAGUAUCUCCAAGGGAUGAACUUGUUGCCUAAGGAACUUGAUCCAAAGAGUGUGGCAUGUUUCUUCAGGUAUACAUGUGGGUUAGAUAUGGAUCUUAUAGGAGAUUUCCUCGGAAGUCAUGACCAGUACUGUGUUCAGGUGCUUAAUGAGUUUGCCAAGACGUUCGACUUCCAGAACAUGAAUCUUGCUACUGCUCUGCGUCUCUUUGUAGGUACCUUUAGGUUGCCUGGCGAGGCACAGAAGAUACAGAGAGUGCUGGAGGCGUUUUCUGAGAGAUACUAUGAACAGUCACCACAUAUACUGAUUAAUAAAGAUGCUGCCUUCGUGUUAGCUUACUCGAUUAUAUUGCUGAACGUUGAUCAGCACAACAAGCAGGUGAAGACAAGGAUGACUGAAGAAGAUUUCAUCCGUAACAACAGGGAGAUAAAUGGAGGCGCAGACCUUCCUAGAGAGUACCUAUCUGAGAUUUAUCAUUCAAUUAGCAGCAGAGAAGAUGCCAGAGCGAGAAUGGCUACUGAAGCUGUUUUCUUGAUUGCAAAUAAAUAUGGUGACUAUGUCAGUUCGGGCUGGAAAAACAUACUGGAAUGUGUCUUGAGCCUCAAUAAACUCCAGAUUCUACCAGUUCAUAUAGCUAGUGAUGCAGCGGAUGACCCAGAGCCGUCAACUAGUAACUUGGAGCAAGAAAAACCAUCCACAAAUCCGCUGUCAGUAGUAUCACAGCCACAACCCUUAGCGGCGCCUCGCAAGUCAUCUAGUUUUAUUGGUCGGUUUCUUUGGUCUUUGGAUGUGGAGGAGACGAAUGCAUUACCAACCGAGGAAGAACUGGUAGUUUAUAAACAUGCUCGUGGGAUAGUGAAAGAUUGUCACAUUGAUAGCAUAUUCUCAGACAGCAAGUUUCUCCAAGCUGAGUCUCUGCAGCAGCUUGUUAACUCUCUCAUAAAAGCACCCGAGAAAGAUGAAGCUAGUGCUGUCUUUUGCCUGGAGCUUCUGAUUGCAGUAACUCUUAACAACCGAGACAGAAUCCUAUUGAUUUGGCAAACUGCUUAUGAGCAUAUCUCGGGUAUAGUUCAAUCAACGUCAACACCAUGCGCACUUGUUGAAAAGGCUGUUUUUGGUGUUUUGAAGAUUUGCCAGAGAUUAUUGCCAUACAAGGAAAAUCUAACAGAUGAACUUCUGAAAUCACUCCAACUGGUUCUCAAGCUUAAGGCGAACGUGGCUGAUGCAUACUGUGAACGAAUUACACAAGAAGUUGCCCGUCUUGUAAAAGCGAAUGCAUCUCAUAUUAGAUCUUAUAUUGGUUGGCGAACGAUCGUAUCUCUGCUAUCAAUCACAGCUCGGCAUCCAGAAGCUUCUGAUGCUGGAUUUGAAGCCCUCCGGUUUAUAAUGUCAGAAGGAGCACACUUGUUACCUUCAAACUACAUUCUCUGUUUAGAUGCAGCUGGGCAGUUUGCUGAAUCCCGACUUGGUGAUAUUGAUCGGUCCAUCUCAGCAAUUGACUUAAUGUCAAACUCUGUUUUCUGUCUUGCAAGAUGGUCUCAGGAGGCGAAAAACUCUUUUGGGGAAGAUGAUGCUAUGAUGAAACUAAGUCAAGAUAUUGGAGAAAUGUGGCUCAGACUUGUGGAAAACCUCAAGGCAGUUUGUCUUGAUCAACGCGACCAAGUGAGAAACCACGCAAUUUUAAUGUUGCAACGAGCUAUAGCCGGUGCAGAAGGGAUCAUGUUACCACAACCUCUAUGGUUCAAAUGCUUCGAUUCCUCAGUCUUCCCAUUGCUAGACGAUUUGCUCGCUAUUUCGAUUGAGAAUUCAAAAAAGACUUUCAAGAAAACAGUUGAAGAAACGCUUGUUCUCGCCACGAAGCUCAUGUCAAAAGCUUUUCUUCAAUCUCUUGAAGAUAUCUCACAGCAACCAUCAUUCUGUAGACUCUGGCUCGGUGUGUUGAACCGUUUGGAGACUUACAUGUCAACCAAAUUCAGAGGAAAACGCAGCGAGAAGAUCCAUGAACUCAUACCGGAACUGCUCAAGAACACGUUGCUGGUGAUGAAGACGACGGGAGUUUUAUUACCUGGUGAUGACAUCGGAAGUGACAGUUUCUGGCAACUAACGUGGCUUCACGUCAAGAAGAUAUCUCCUUCUCUGCAAUCUGAAGUUUUCCCACAAGAGGAGCUUGAUCAGUUUCAGAGACGAAACGCAAAGCCUGAGGAUUCUCCGGCACCGGAAAAUGAGGCCCGAGACUGA